Molecule: messenger RNA, 3039 nt
Organism: Fukomys damarensis (Damara mole-rat)
Lineage: Eukaryota; Metazoa; Chordata; Mammalia; Rodentia; Bathyergidae
Gene: Sp4
Product: Sp4 transcription factor
Exons: 6
Coding region: 66-2423 (785 amino acids)
Source: RefSeq, a predicted model, not a curated record
CGCCCCCACCCCCACCCACCUCUAUCCCAGUGUCUCCGUCUGAGGGUUUGUCCUGUUAAUGCGGGAUGAGCGAUCAGAAGAAGGAGGAGGAGGAGGAGGCGGCGGCGGCAGCAGCGACGAUGGCUACAGAAGGAGGGAAAACCUCUGAGCCAGAGAAUAACAAUAAAAAAACCAAAACCUCAGGCUCCCAGGACUCUCAGCCCUCUCCUCUGGCUUUACUGGCAGCUACUUGCAGCAAAAUAGGGACUCCUGGUGAAAAUCAAGCAACUGGACAACAACAAAUUAUUAUAGAUCCAAGCCAAGGAUUGGUGCAACUUCAAAAUCAGCCACAACAGCUUGAACUGGUAACAACACAACUUGCUGGAAACGCUUGGCAACUUGUUGCCUCCACUCCUCCAGCUUCAAAAGAAAAUAACGUUUCUCAACCAGCUUCUAGUUCAUCUAGUUCUUCCAGCAGUAAUAACGGGAGUGCAUCUCCUACCAAAACUAAAUCAGGUAAUUCUUCCACCCCUGGUCAGUUUCAAGUCAUACAAGUACAAAAUCCAAGUGGUAGUGUACAGUACCAGGUGAUUCCACAACUUCAGGCAGUAGAAGGUCAACAAAUUCAAAUCAAUCCAACUAGUAGUUCAUCUCUACAGGAUUUGCAGGGUCAAAUUCAGCUAAUUUCUGCAGGUAAUAAUCAAGCUAUACUCACAGCUGCUAACAGGACAGCUUCUGGGAAUAUUCUUGCUCAAAACCUGGCAAAUCAAACAGUUCCAGUCCAAAUUAGACCUGGUGUUUCUAUACCAUUACAAUUGCAGACCCUUCCUGGUACUCAGGCUCAAGUUGUAACAACCCUACCAAUUAAUAUAGGAGGAGUGACUUUAGCUUUGCCAGUGAUAAACAGUGUGACUGCUGGAGGUGGGACUGGACAAGUUGGCCAGCCUGCUACUACUACUGAUAGUGGGACUUCCAAUGGCAAUCAGUUAGCUUCCACACCCACGACCACCACUGCUUCUGCCAGUACUAUGCCGGAAUCUCCCUCCUCCUCCACUACCUGUACAACCACUGCGUCGUCAACUCUUACAAGCAGUGACACAUUAGUGAGCUCAGCAGAUACGGGCCAGUAUGCAAGCACGUCAGCCAGUAGUUCUGAACGUACCAUUGAAGAAUCACAGACACCUGCUGCUGCUGAGUCUGAAGCCCAGAGCUCCAGUCAACUUCAGUCUAAUGGAAUACAGAAUGCACAGGAUCAGUCAAAUUCUCUUCAGCAAGUGCAAAUUGUAGGCCAGCCUAUUUUACAGCAGAUCCAGAUACAACAGCCUCAGCAACAGAUCAUUCAGGCUAUUCCACCACAGUCAUUUCAACUCCAGUCAGGGCAGACUAUUCAGACCAUCCAGCAGCAGCCUUUGCAGAAUGUUCAACUUCAAGCAGUAAAUCCGACUCAGGUGCUUAUCAGGGCUCCAACUUUAACACCUUCAGGACAAAUCAGUUGGCAAACUGUACAGGUUCAGAAUAUUCAGAGUCUUUCAAAUUUGCAAGUUCAGAAUGCUGGGCUAUCCCAGCAGUUAACCAUCACCCCAGUGUCUUCAAGUGGUGGCACAACUCUUGCUCAGAUCGCUCCUGUGGCUGUUGCUGGUGCCCCAAUAACUUUGAAUACUGCCCAGCUUGCAUCAGUGCCUAACCUUCAGACAGUGAGCGUGGCCAACCUGGGUGCUGCAGGCGUUCAAGUGCAGGGAGUUCCAGUUACAAUCACUAGUGUUGCAGGUCAGCAGCAAGGGCAAGAUGGAGUGAAAGUCCAGCAAGCUACUAUAGCUCCUGUAACUGUGGCAGUUGGAGGAAUUGCUAAUGCGACAAUAGGUGCUGUUAGUCCUGACCAACUCACACAAGUGCAUUUGCAGCAAGGCCAGCAGACUUCUGAUCAAGAGGUACAACCUGGCAAGAGGCUUCGAAGAGUUGCCUGUUCCUGUCCUAAUUGUAGGGAAGGAGAAGGAAGAGGUAGUAAUGAACCAGGAAAAAAGAAACAGCAUAUCUGUCACAUUGAAGGAUGUGGAAAAGUUUAUGGCAAAACAUCUCACCUUCGAGCACAUCUCCGCUGGCAUACUGGAGAAAGACCUUUUAUAUGCAACUGGAUGUUUUGUGGCAAGAGAUUCACAAGGAGUGAUGAGCUUCAGAGACAUAGAAGAACCCAUACAGGUGAAAAGAGAUUUGAAUGCCCAGAAUGUUCUAAAAGGUUUAUGCGGAGUGAUCAUCUUUCCAAACAUGUCAAAACGCACCAGAAUAAGAAAGGAGGUGGGACAGCUCUUGCCAUUGUUACCUCGGGAGAACUGGACUCAUCUGUUACAGAGGUGCUUGGCUCCCCAAGAAUUGUCACCGUUGCAGCCAUUUCUCAAGAUUCAAAUCCAGCAACUCCCAGUGUUUCGACCAACAUGGAAGAAUUCUGAAAAGCUAUUUAUAACAGAGACCUCUAGUGCUGCACUUAAGUUUACACACCUUUGAAAAUCUGGAAAUGGGCUGGUCGAGUGGAUUACGGAGUAGGAAAUCAUGAUUUCAUUCUUGGCUUCUUUUAAGUAUUCCAGGGUUUGGGUUCAACACCUUAAGUGUUGAAAUUUUAAAAAAUACAAAAAGCAAGUUGAUAUACUGGAAACGAAUAGAAAAGUAUUUCCUUCAUGUUAUAAAUUGUAGUUAUUUGGAAAUAUAUCACAUAACCUUUAAACAGAACCCCCCCCCCAACAUCAUAUAUUAAUGUAUUUAAAAAGACCUCAGUAGUUUGCAGGCUGGACCUUAAUUGGACUUAUUUUCUUUGAAAGUACUUUCAAAUUCAGUCAGUAGUAAUUUACAUAUAUUUCCUUUUCUCUAUAGCACAGAAAACUAUUAAAUGAAGAUAGGAAUGCUACUAUAUUUCCUCAGCUUGAUUUUUAGAAAAUCAACUUGAAAUAGUUUUGGCCGUCUUUUCUAAGUGUUAGAAAUUCUUCAAACAUUAAAUUAGGUAAGUUCCAACACAGAAAUCUGAGCUACACCUCAGAUCUUUAUUACCACUACAUUGUAGUAGUGUGUAUU